AUGCAGGGAGGCUUUGGUAAUACCAUUGGUCUUGGCCAGCCGAAUGCCUUGCGGCCCGGCUCUAGUCUUCGUCCAGGAUCGCAGAUGCGGCCCGGUUCACAAAUGCGGCCCGGCUCGCAAAUGCGCCCGGGUGCACAAGUUGCCGGUAUGGGCGAAAGUCUUCAGCAGGCCGUCACUGUGACCGCCCGGGCACCCGUGACAUUAGAGGGAAUGCGGGCGGCCACACGCUCUGGCAAUGCGGGUCCCGGACGGCAAGUGGGAGAUCGCAGUUACUACAUUGGACUGCUGCGACCAAAGAUCACGGAACUCACAACGGAGAUUGAGCGGCUUAGUGAGCAGGAAGAGCUUAUCGGGAAGAAUAGCUCGGUGUUGGUACAGCUGCAGCACAGGAAUAAGAAUUUGACAGAUGAGAUUACGAAAUUGAAGGGAACCCUUGCAGAUAUUAAUCUCGCAGUAGAGAAGAGCACAUCACAGGAUGCAAACAGUGUAAAGGAACAAGCUACGAAGUUAACCCAGAUGAAUAUCGAGCAAAGGAAACAGGUGGAUCAACUGUUUCUCAAUGUAAAAGAGGCAGAGACGCAAGCGAAAAAGAAUAUGCAAACUCUAGAGGAAGAAAUUCAGCAAUUAGAUCGACGCCUUAUUGCGGAGAAUCAAGAUUACAGUUUAUACAAUGCUACACGUGAUGAGGCCUUUGGGGUUUCAGAUGCUGUACUUAAUCGUCAACACCAAGUACGUACAUUGACUGCUAGACAAGAGUUAUUGAUGACAAAACUUGCCACAGAUCCUGAUAAAAAACGGGCGGCAGAAGUUUUGCGUGAAAUUCUACGUAAACGUCAACUGAAGGAGGAACUCACUAAACAAUGUGCACUUUCAGUGGAGGAGGAACGUCAAUUACUCAUUAAACAAGUCAAAAGCGCACGUGGUGAUAUUGAAGUACUAGAGCGACAAGUAAACGAGACACGUGAGGCUCUGGGUGAGUCUAGAAGUCGAUGUAAUUUACUUGAUGAAGAGUUAAAAAGCUACAGUGGAGAAAAUCUCAAAGCAUUUCAGGAGCUACAAGAAAAGGACCGUGAAUUACAAACUUUCAUGGAUUCUCUUCCAGAGAAACAAAAGGAAGAAGCUGAUAAGAUCGCAGCCGUUCAGCAGAAUAUUUCACUAUUACUUGAACGCAUUUCACAGGCCCUUGAGCUCCGUAAACAAAUGCCCCGUGAAGGAGCACCAAGUGCUUUACAGGCAUUAGAAACUGAAGUAGAUGCGAAGCGCAAUCAAAUUCAAAAUGACCAAGUUACGCAUCAACGCCUUCAAAAGGAAUUACUCGAUCGCAAGUUAGAACUUGAAAAGGUGGAAAGUCUUGAUAGCAAGAUUAAGGCAGAGUUGCAAGCACAUGCCCUCAAGAUGGAGGAACAGUCGCAAGAGAUGGUAAAGUACAGUGAUAUGGAAGCUUUACGCCGCAAUGUUGAGCAACGCCGUGCGGAUCUUGUUAAUGAACGGGAUUUCCUUACAAAAUUACGUGACUCUUGUAAACAGCAGAUGAACGCAGCCAGUACAUCUAAUGAAAAUAUGCGUAAACGGCUUAAUGAAGAUGCGGCAUUCCGUUCUAUGUCUACAUUGGAGGGACGUUUACGACACCUACGCCAAUCUGCCUUCUCUCUUGAGGAGUUUGUACGACUGAAGGGGAAGGAAAGUUAUUAUCUUAGCGUCAAGACAGAAUGCCUACGUCUUGUGGAGGAAAUCAAUUUAUUGCUGAAAGAUACGGACCGAGGUCACGGCGGCGAUGGACAUCCUGUCCUGCUUGUCGGUGACCGAUAA
Molecule: messenger RNA, 1809 nt
Organism: Trypanosoma theileri
Lineage: Eukaryota; Euglenozoa; Kinetoplastea; Trypanosomatida; Trypanosomatidae
Product: intraflagellar transport protein-like protein
Exons: 1
Coding region: 1-1809 (602 amino acids)
Biological process (GO): intraciliary transport involved in cilium assembly; cilium assembly
Cellular component (GO): cilium; intraciliary transport particle B; centrosome
Molecular function (GO): beta-tubulin binding
Source: RefSeq, a predicted model, not a curated record